UUAUAGAGUCGAGAAGGGGAAGUCGAGUCCCCAGCACCGAGUCCACCAGCUUGCACAGAACCGCACCCUGUUUCAGAACAGAGUCUCACUCUGAAUCAGCGACUCGCUGCGCACAGCACACGCCGGGUCCCCAGCGCUCCUUCACGGUACCGCACAGCUCGAUUCGCCGCUCCAUUCCCACGAUGACGCGGGGCUUGCUCUACCUAACCGCGUUCUUUACGGCCGGUCUGGCAAAGACAGCAGUGGAGUUCAGUGGCGAGCCCCACUCCCACACGGCCAUCCUGGGCGAGACCACCACAAUGACAUGCCACGUGCACCCCAAGGUCAGGAGAAGUGACCUGGCCUGGGUGAAACUGUGGAAGCCGGCGGGGAACAGCACGGAGACGAUCAACAUGACGGACAGCGACUUCGUCACCGUCGCAAGCAACGAAACGGCCAGCACCUUGAAGAUGCGGGACCUGAAACGCAAUGACAGCGGGCUGUACCAGUGUGUCCUGAGAGAGGGGGCGGACCAGCAGUUCUCUCACGGGACCUACCUUCGGGUCAUCAGGCCCGCACCCCCCAGGCUGCUCAACAUGAGCGAGGGGGCGAAGAACAAACUGAUCACAGCACAGGGGAUCAUACUGCUGCUGUGUGUCCUGCUGCCUGGGACCGUGCUGCUGUACCAGACAAAACAAAGGAAUAUGAGAAGCUAUGAGAUGAAGUACAACAAGGAAGAGGAGGAGAAUAUCUAUGAGGGUUUGAACCCGGAGGAUUUUUCCCUGUAUCAUGAUCUGACCCAUACUACAGUGCGGAGCCCCUACCAGGACGUGGGGAGCAUGGGGAGCAUGCAGGGCUACGACACACAGCUGGAGAAACCAUGAGCCAACCGGAACACACACCAGAACCGGAACACAGAACACACACCCCGGAACACCGGAACCAGAACACACAACACAGAACACACACACCCCGGAACCAGAACACACAACACAGAACACACACCCCGGAGCCAGAACACGGAACACACACACCGGAAUCGGAACACACACCAGAACAGGAACACAGAACACACACCCCGGAACACCGGAACCAGAACACACAACAUAGAACACACACACCCCGGAACACCGGAACCAGAACACACAACACAGAACACACACACCCCGGAACCAGAACACACACACCUGAACCAGCACACACAACACAGAACACACACACACCGGAACCAGAACACAAACACCUGAACCAGCACACACAACACAGAACACACACACACCGGAACCAGAACACAAACACCUGAACCAGCACACACAACACAGAACACACACACCCCGGAACCAGAACACAAACACCUGAACCAGCACACACAACACAGAACACACACACACCGGAACCAGAACACAAA
This is a messenger RNA of Acipenser ruthenus (sterlet), 1387 nucleotides long. Its product is annotated as B-cell antigen receptor complex-associated protein alpha chain. Gene Ontology annotation, cellular component: external side of plasma membrane; B cell receptor complex. The transcript is spliced from 5 exons. The record is from RefSeq and is a predicted model, not a curated record. The coding region runs from base 183 to 863 and encodes 226 amino acids. Gene Ontology annotation, biological process: B cell differentiation; B cell receptor signaling pathway. Lineage: Eukaryota; Metazoa; Chordata; Actinopteri; Acipenseriformes; Acipenseridae.